AUGUUUUCAUUUCAGAUGUUGUCUGCUGUGUUGUGCAUUGAGACAUCGCAUUACGUAGCAUUCGUACGGUCGCUCUCUGGGCGCUGGUUAUUCUUUGACUCGAUGGCUGAUCGAGAGGGUUUAAGUGAUGGUUUCAACGUGCCUCAGGUGAAAGACUGCGAGCGGAUGUCAUGGUGGUUAUCUCAGGCCGGAUGGGAGCGACUGCGUGACGCGGAUGAGGCGGGCACAAUGAAGGCCAUGCUGGGAAAGGGAAGUGAUGUGGAUCCGUUAGUUACUCGAUUAUUAAGCGAUUCGUAUAUUUGCUUUUAUCAUGAAGAGCCAUCUGGUCAUGGAUCGAAUUCUUCGUCGAAUCUUUUGAAUAAUAUGAUACAAAAGGUUGUCAAGCCUCUCACAUGA
Ostertagia ostertagi is the source of this 396-nucleotide messenger RNA. Lineage: Eukaryota; Metazoa; Nematoda; Chromadorea; Rhabditida; Trichostrongylidae. The record is from the annotation of a GenBank genome assembly.